AUGGAAUAUAAUUCAGCUGUUAGUAUGAUUCUACCUGAUACUAUUGAUCUUAUUGAAAAUGAUUUUAAUGAUGAAGAUCAUGAAGAUAUUGUUCAUGAACAAACAAAUCAAAAUGAAAUUGUUGAGUUGAUCAUGGCAGCUUUUGAAGGUCAGGAGGAACCAUCAGAUGGUGAAGAUGAUGAUGACGAUGAUGAUGAUGAUGAUGAUGACGAAUCAUGCAAUACAUCUGAUUCAAGUCAUCAUACUUCAGACGAAAAAAAUAUGUUAACUAUGAAUAAUAAUCAUCAUUAUACUGAUGAACAUUAUGUUCCAGAAAACAAUGAAUUACUUGACAGUAAUCAUUCACAUCAACAAACACUAUUUUCAACGUCAGCAAUCUUCACCCCUUCAUCAGAUGUUCAUAAAUCUGAGAUUAAUGAUAAUGAUUAUACAUGUUCGCAAAAUGGUGAACAUAAUAAUCAUUUAUCUAUUAUUGAUCCAAUGCAAGUUCAAUAUUUACAUAAAAAAUCUUCAACAAAUUUAAAUGAAACCCAAAAUCAAUUAAAUAAAUUACGUAUAUUAUGCAAUGCAAAAGAUCGAAAAGUUUCUCAGCUUGAAAAUCUUUGUGAAGAAUAUAGAGAAAAAUAUGAAAAUGAUGUACGAAAACUUAAACAUAAACUUGAAUUGAGUGAACGAUCAAAAUAUGAUUUAGAACAAAAAUAUCAAUUGAUUUAUACACAACAUGAAAUAUUGUUUCAAACAAAUAAUCAAUUACAUAGAACAAUUAAAGAUGCAGAAUUACGAAUUCAACAAUUAGAAGUAUAA
Molecule: messenger RNA, 804 nt
Organism: Rotaria sp. Silwood2
Lineage: Eukaryota; Metazoa; Rotifera; Eurotatoria; Philodinida; Philodinidae
Source: the annotation of a GenBank genome assembly